CAACCGGUUGUGAAUAUAAAAACUAAGAGGGUUAGAAUGUAAAACCGUUAAAGUAGAAGGUCCAUAUAAAUCAGAAUGAAAGCGUGGGGGCUCUUUUCUACCAAGAACGUAUGUAUAUCCAACUUCCUUUUUGAACUUGCUCCCCCCUUUCUAAAACCCUAACCCUCUUGGCGCUCAUCGCUUCCCGAAAUCUGCCAUACCUUAAUCUUCAGAUCGACGACAAUGUCGAUGUCGAAGGGUUCGAAGAUGCUGCAAUUCAUAAAUUAUCGUAUGCGGGUCACAAUCCAAGACGGCCGUCAGCUAGUUGGUAAGUUCAUGGCCUUCGACCGCCACAUGAAUCUCGUCAUCGGCGAUUGUGAGGAGUUCCGUAAGCUCCCCCCUGCAAAAGGUGCUAAAAAGAAUGAAGAACGCGAGGACAGGCGGACUCUUGGUCUCGUUCUUUUAAGGGGCGAAGAGGUGAUUUCCAUGACUGUUGAAGGCCCUCCGCCUCCUGAUGAGAACCGUGCCAAGGCUGUUGGAGCGGCUGCGUUGGCCGGUCCCGGUCUUGGUCGUGCUGCCGGCCGUGGAAUCCCAACUGCGCCUUUGAUUCAAGCUCAACCGGGUUUAGCUGGACCGGUUAGGGGAAUUGGUGGACCGGCUCCAGGCAUGAUGCAGCCGCAGAUUUCUCGACCUCCUGUUCCGAAUAUGUCUGCUCCGCCGAUGAACUACCCGCAGGCUCCUGUGAUUCGACCUGGACAGAUGCCGUACCCGGGACAGGGUCCUCCGCCUCAGAUGCCACGCGGACCACCUCCACAGAUGCCGCCUCAGUUUGCUCAACGGCCUCCUGGUCAAUAUCAUGUCCCUCCCCCCGGGCAAUAUGGGCAGAGGCCUAUGGCUCCCCCUCCCCAGAUGAUGAGGGGUCCACCACCACCAGGGGGCGCUCCACGUCCCGGUAUGCCUUCUCCUGGUGGGCAGAUUCCUGUAUUUGGGCCUCCUCGUCCUGGUAUGCCUCCUCCGCCAAACUCUCAGCAGCAGCAGCAGCAAUGA
Messenger RNA from Lactuca saligna, 1026 nucleotides. Lineage: Eukaryota; Viridiplantae; Streptophyta; Magnoliopsida; Asterales; Asteraceae. The record is from the annotation of a GenBank genome assembly.